AUGCAAUCUUUGUCGUCGAAAUUGUUGGCGCGUGUGGUGGAGUUGUAUACGAACGAAGGUGUAAUUUCUGUUGAGUUGUAUGAUGAUGACGCUCCGAGGACAGCUGAAUCUUUUUUUCGACUCGCAUGUAGUGGUCAACUUGAUGGGGCUGUCUUUUCAAGAAUGAUUCCCGGUUUUGUUUUAGAGUGUUCUUUGGAUAAUGUCCCUUUGUAUGGUGAACUUUUUGAACCAGAGAGGAACAAAAAAUUGCAUCAUACUGGUGCAGGUAUUCUCUGUUGCUUUCACCCUCGAGGUGAUGUUAGCACCGAAAAGAAGUUUUUUAUAACUUUAGGACCACAACCACAGUUGGACGAUUUGUGUACUAUUUUUGGUAGAGUUUGCUCAGGCAUGCAUGUAGUAGAGAAAAUAUCUAAAUUUCGUGUGGUGAAUGAGAGUUUUCGUCUUUAUACGCCUGUGGUACUGAAGCGCUGUGUAGUGCGUGUGUUACCGAAAGAGACAAGGCCGUAUGCUUUGAAUGAUUUACCAGUUAAGAAUGCACCGCGUUUGCAGCAACGUGCUGACGCCAAAUCUAGUCUGCUAAAUAAUCUUGAGUGA
Trypanosoma theileri is the source of this 594-nucleotide messenger RNA. Its product is annotated as putative cyclophilin type peptidyl-prolyl cis-trans isomerase. The record is from RefSeq and is a predicted model, not a curated record. The transcript has a single exon. The coding region runs from base 1 to 594 and encodes 197 amino acids. NCBI's taxonomy places the organism in Eukaryota, Euglenozoa, Kinetoplastea, Trypanosomatida, Trypanosomatidae. Gene Ontology annotation, molecular function: peptidyl-prolyl cis-trans isomerase activity. Gene Ontology annotation, cellular component: catalytic step 2 spliceosome. Gene Ontology annotation, biological process: protein peptidyl-prolyl isomerization.